Molecule: messenger RNA, 850 nt
Organism: Magnolia sinica
Lineage: Eukaryota; Viridiplantae; Streptophyta; Magnoliopsida; Magnoliales; Magnoliaceae
Product: photosynthetic NDH subunit of lumenal location 3, chloroplastic
Exons: 3
Coding region: 35-727 (230 amino acids)
Biological process (GO): photosynthetic electron transport chain; photosynthesis
Cellular component (GO): photosystem II oxygen evolving complex; extrinsic component of membrane; chloroplast
Molecular function (GO): calcium ion binding
Source: RefSeq, a predicted model, not a curated record
ACAGACCAUCUCUCUCUCUCUCUCUCUCACAUCCAUGGCACGUCCCAUAUCUAAUUUCAAUGCAGCUUCUGAGGUUCUCCUUACCAAACCCAAGAUCUUUGAUCUCAAAUGGCACCGAACAUUGACAAUUCACAGGUUCAUGGCCAAGAAAACAGAAGAAUCUGAAGAACAACAGCAUGAAGCAUCAAAACCCGUUGGCAUUUCCAUACAAACUAAUCGAAGGGCUGUGAUUGGGCUCGGUAUCCUUACUCUUUCUACACAUCUCAGUUGCCAAAACACUCGCGCCGAGGACAACGGGUUAUGGCUAACUGGCCCUAUACCAGUUCCUUCAGUCGUCAAUAAGAUUGCAAAUGAAGAGACGGGCACUCGUUCAUUCCUUAAGAAAGGCAUUUACAUGGCGAAUAUUGGAGCAAAAGGAAGUGCAUAUAGGCUGAGGCAAUAUGCAUUUGAUUUGAUGGGGUUGGGAGAUCUGUUGGGACAAGAUGCAUGGAAUUAUAUAAGGAAGUACCUUCGUCUGAAAUCUACGGUCAUGUACUAUGAUUUCGACAAAGUUAUUUCUGCUGCUCCAAUCGACGAGAAGCAACCUCUUACUGAUCUAGCCAACAAGUUGUUUGACAGUGUAGAAAAGCUUGAAGAUGCUGUGAAGAUGCGAAACGACCCUGAGAUAAAAUCAUGUUAUGAAGAUACCACAGUUCUUCUCCAAGAGGUGAUGACUUGGAUGGCGUAAAGAUCUGUAACAUUUAUUGUUUUAUUUGGGCAGUGAAAGAGAAAGAACGCAGCUUCAAUUCCAGAAACACAUCUACAAAGAGUGCAAAAUCAAGCUUAGAAAGGCCAUUUAUCUGUACUACCA